This is a messenger RNA of Leptinotarsa decemlineata (Colorado potato beetle), 1773 nucleotides long. It is a transcript of the gene Pka-C3, whose product is annotated as Protein kinase, cAMP-dependent, catalytic subunit 3. Gene Ontology annotation, biological process: protein phosphorylation. Lineage: Eukaryota; Metazoa; Arthropoda; Insecta; Coleoptera; Chrysomelidae. Gene Ontology annotation, molecular function: ATP binding; cAMP-dependent protein kinase activity. The record is from RefSeq and is a predicted model, not a curated record. Gene Ontology annotation, cellular component: cAMP-dependent protein kinase complex; cytosol.
GUGCGAUAGAGACGAAUCCUGCAUCUACAUGCUCUUCGAAUACGUGUGCGGAGGAGAACUUUUCUCUUAUCUCAGGAACGCAGGAAGAUUCACCAGUUCCACAGGAAAUUUCUACAGUUCAGAAAUAGUUUCAGCUCUAGAAUAUUUGCACUCCAAGAGCAUAGUAUACAGGGACCUGAAGCCGGAGAACCUGCUUCUAGACAAGGAUGGUCACCUGAAAAUCACAGAUUUUGGCUUUGCAAAAAAGCUCUCUGACAGGACGUGGACGCUGUGUGGUACUCCGGAGUAUCUAGCUCCUGAAAUAAUCCAGAGCAAAGGACAUAAUAAAGCCGUAGAUUGGUGGGCAUUAGGUGUUUUGAUAUAUGAAAUGUUAGCCGGAUAUCCACCAUUUUAUGAUGACAAUCCAUUUGGAAUAUAUGAAAAAAUACUGAGCGGUAAAAUAGAGUGGCCCAAACACUUAGACACCGUGGCCAAAGACCUAAUUAAAAAACUUCUUGUGCAGGACAGGACAAAAAGAUUAGGAAACAUGAAGAGUGGUGCAGAAGAUAUAAAAAGGCAUAGGUGGUUCAAAGGAAUCGACUGGCAUGAAGUUUACAUGAGAAAACUCACUCCACCAUUCGUCCCUAAAAUCAUGUAUGACGGCGAUUCGAGCAAUUUUGACGACUAUCCAGAAGCAGACUGGAAAUCAUCGAGAACACUGGAAGAGUCAGAGCUGAAGUUGUUCGAAAACUUUUGAUUUGUUUCGUUUCAGUAGUAAGAUAAGUUGCAAAAAUUCCCUGCGAGAAAAAAAAACUGCAUUUCGUCUAGGUUAGAUCACCGAGAGUACCUUGGGGUACAAAACUGGAACUAGCGAUGGAAGUAUGGAUUAUGCCAUUGUUUUGCUCAUUUUGAACCAUUGAUAAUUGAAGGUAUCUUCAAGAGAUGUUCAGUAUCAUAGAACAUGGUUUGGUUCACGAACCAGCAAUUCUUAGGUUAAUAUAUGUAGAAGAGGGAGAAGAGAUUGCACUUUUUUCAAUAUUUACCUAGGAAACCAUUGGAAAGAAUCACAAUUGGUGUGCUAGGAUUAUUUUCUUUCACAAAUGGUUUUGUUGCUCUCAAUGAGGACCCGAACCCAAUAUUAUUGGUAAAACUAUUCUUCCCCGUAACAGAGACUUUGAUGCUCUCCAAACUGACCAUCAGACCAUCAAACCUCAACGUAUGGUUACACGAAUGAUUUUGUCGUUCCUUCAUAAGACUUACUCUCAAACAUUUCGAAAAAGAAAUGUAGUGGUAGUGAUUUAAAAACAUCUACACGUAUAGACAGAAGAACUGAAAUUUGAAGAAUGACCAAUGAAUACUUUCACUAAAGAUAGAUUUGUAUCAAUUCGUUUAAAAAACGAUAUUCUUCGGAGUAUUAUUUCAGUAAGCAGAUGCCAAAUCACACUGUACUACACAGUAAUGAAGUUUAUUUUCAAAAUGGCAUACCGUUACUUUGUUCAAUAUUUCUAUAUAGGUACAAUUAGAUAGGUACAAUUAGGUUAUAUUUGAAACUUUAAAAAUCAGAUUUCUACAAAUAGCAGUACAUAUGUAAAGCAUUCUGAGAUCUUGAGAUUUGGAUGGUCAUUUCAUAUAUCCUAACCUGCCAAUCCAUUGUACAAAUUGGAUGUUUUUUUGUCAAACUGAUAAUGAAUUCAUCGAUUUGUUCGUCGACUAUCUGGAUAAUUGAAAAGUCUGAUUCACGUAUUUGUAAGACCUCACAAAGCCUAUCUAAAUUAAACUUCUUCCAUCGAUGAA